CGCUAUCUACAUAUUUAAUGUUAAGGUCAUCAGUUCAGUGACUGCAUCGCUACGGUUCGAUGGCGCCCUUAACGUGGAUUUAACAGAGUUCCAGACGAACCUGGUUCCGUACCCACGGAUUCACUUUCCUCUCACAACUUUCGCGCCAAUAAUCUCAGCAGAGAAGGCAUACCAUGAGCAGAUGACGGUCAGCGAUAUAACUCAGCAAUGCUUCGAACCAGGAGCACAAAUGGUGAAAUGUGAUCCUAGACGAGGUAAAUACAUGGCCUGCUGCCUGCUUUAUCGUGGUGAUGUGGUCCCGAAGGACGUCAACGCAGCGAUUGCUUCUGUGAAAACCAAGAGAACCAUCCAAUUCGUAGACUGGUCUCCAACCGGAUUCAAGGUUGGCAUCAAUUAUCAGCCUCCAACAGUCGUGCCAGGUGCCGAUCUGGCGAAAUUACAACGAGCCGUAUGUAUGCUCUCAAAUACUACAGCUAUUGCUGAAGCAUGGGCCAGACUCGACCACAAGUUUGACCUGAUGUAUGCAAAAAGAGCUUUUGUACACUGGUUAGUUUUUGAAAAAAAUUUCAGCCAGUAAAG
Molecule: messenger RNA, 579 nt
Organism: Strongylus vulgaris
Lineage: Eukaryota; Metazoa; Nematoda; Chromadorea; Rhabditida; Strongylidae
Source: the annotation of a GenBank genome assembly